UUUACUCUCCCUGUGAACUGCAGGAAAGCACCAGUGUGGAGAAGUUGCAUGAAGCGAGUGCUUCCAACUGAGGAUUUUCUUAUCAGACCAUGGAAGGCGUUGAGUGCAAGUGGUAGAAGAAAGAGAAGACAGAAACAAGGAGACAGUGAAGAGGAGGCCACAGGGAUUACUGGGCACUUUUUCCUGCAUGAGCUCGUGUCAUGGUGAGAUCCCACUUGAUCACCACUUGUUGACAGCAGCCUCUGUUUCGUGGAUUUCCCGGGGAUCACGGUCUGUUUUGCGAGCGGAGUGUGUGAAUGGAGCGUGCGGAGGCAGGAAGCAUGUGGAGUGGACGCCUGGGUCACCUGUGGAGGGGCGUCUGGCUGCUGUGGCUGUGGAAAGCUGUGUUGGUGGCUGGAACCGGGUCUAAACUAUGGGAGGUGCCCACGGCCGCCUUCACGUCCUCCUUCAACCUCAGCGAGAGUCUGCAGUGGGAGCCUCAGUGUCAGUAUCGCCACCUACAGGACAAAGUGAGAAUCACAGCAGACGUCCCCCCACGACUAGACGGCACCUGGGUGUCAACAAGAUGCGAGGUUCGGCCUGGGCCCGAGUUCCUCACGCGCUCCUACACCUUCCACCCCAACCGCUACUUCCAGGCGCUGCAGCACUACUACGCAGACAGCGGCUGCGAGCACCCGGCCUACUCCCUCGUGAUCAGGGGAAGGCUCCGCAUGCGCCAGGCCUCCUGGAUCACCCGCGGGGGCACCGAGGCCGAGCACCACCUCAGCAAGGUAGGCAUCGUGGUGCACGGCGCCGAGGCCAAGCAGACGCUGGCCUCCAGGCUGCCCCCGGCCUGCGUGGGGCUGACCUUCUCGCGGGUGCUGCCGGGGAAGCUGUUCGAGCUGCACAACAGCAGGAUGGGCAGAGGCUGCCUGGCAGCGCUGGGCUUCUCCAUGAUGGAGCUGGGUUUGCUGCGGAUGGAGACUCAGCACCACGGCCAUGGAGGGAAGGUCCAGGAGCUGUUCUUGGGGGACAUCCACACCGGCUGGGCACAGAGGACCCAGUACAGGCCUACAGGCUAUCAGCAGCCGCUUCAGAACGCUAUGCAUCACAUCCACCCCUGCCCUGUGUGCGCCCUGGUGUACCGCUCCUCGGAGCAGCGCCCCCCGCUGUUGACCCGCAGCCCCGCAGCCCCUCUGUCGCUCGCGGGCCGCUGGGUCAGCCAGCGGUGCGAGAGCCGCCCCGCGGUUCAGUUCCUCACCCGGGACUUCACCUUUGACCCGGAGCAGCACGCGUGGGAGGGCGCGUACCGACACUACUCGGACCCUGGCUGCUCUCAGCCCACAUUCACCCUCAGAGCCUCGGGCCACUAUGCUCAGGGAAACCCGUCGGCUAAAGUCUCGGGAGCCUUUGAGUUCGUCUUCAAGGUGACCCGGGUGAGAGUCACGGCCACGGAGGAGUCCACGGCCAAGCUGCUGAACAGGGCAAGGCCAGGAAAGUGUGGUCUGGGAGCCUGGGAGGUCGGCGUGGAGCAGGACUUGACGCCCACGGACGGGUGCACGGUGCUGGGCAUCAAGCUGCCACAUAAGGAGUACGAGCUCUUCAAGACUGAGCUGGACCACAGGAAGCACCCGCUGCUGUCCAUCGGGGAGCGGCCGACCGACGGCUCCAGCCCCGACCGGCCUCUGAAGAGACCCACGUCCUUUCAAGCUCCCAUGGUGCUUUGCAGCGGAGGGGAAACGCAGCCGCCGCAUCGCCACGGGUCCGGUUUUAACAGCAAGCGAGUCCAGUCGGCGGCCGGAGGGACGCACAGGCGGACGCAGCUGGUGCUGCUCGUGUUUGGACCGGUGCUCCGCAGCUUGUUCUGCGUCUCUUAGAGACGCUGUGCACAGAUCCAGUCUGUUCUGCAGCUGCAGUCACUGAUGGACAUUGUUUCCUGGCAGCUUACCUCCGCGCUCCAUGUGAUGAAGAGAAAUCACCAGAGACUCAGGAGAGUUCAUUCAUUCAUGCUUGGCUUUCGGAUGCUGCCUGUUGACUCACUUUAAUGAAUCCUAACUGUGUUUCUACCUACAACUAACCUGUAUAUAAACCACCCACAUAUACAUCAUCAUUUCAUAUGUAAAAUGUAUUCUUUAAACUAUGCUCUUUUUGUAUUGAUCAAGCUAGUGACUCAGUAUCGCAGAUAAAUCCCCUUUUCCAGAUGUACAACAUGGACGUUACAGCAGGAAACGCAGGAAACUAAAGCACUUUGUGAAGAUCAUUUUAAUUCAACAUACUGGAAAGAAAAUAAUAUGUCUCAUCAGUUCAACAACAGCUACCGCCUCCAUUAGUGCUGGGAAAUCCUUAUUUAUCUCACUACAUAUAAAACUCACAUGUACGUUUUUUCCACCUAAACAAAUCAGAAGAUAUUUAUUUUAACCCUUCACUGUCCUUUGUUAUACAGAAAGAAGUUGUUGGUCUAAUAUUUUGAGUUGCUCGGCCAUUUAAGAAAUUAUUAUUUUCUAUGUAAUAAAGUGGCUUUUUCUUAACACUGUGUUCAUCUAGUUAUUAGGACAAAAGUCUACAGACACACAGAC
Messenger RNA from Betta splendens (Siamese fighting fish), 2555 nucleotides. RefSeq names its product adenomatosis polyposis coli down-regulated 1-like (gene apcdd1l). The coding region runs from base 297 to 1856 and encodes 519 amino acids. The record is from RefSeq and is a predicted model, not a curated record. Lineage: Eukaryota; Metazoa; Chordata; Actinopteri; Anabantiformes; Osphronemidae. Gene Ontology annotation, biological process: negative regulation of Wnt signaling pathway. The transcript has 4 exons. Gene Ontology annotation, molecular function: Wnt-protein binding. Gene Ontology annotation, cellular component: plasma membrane.